UGACUCAUGCCUCGAAUUCCAACUCGAUUAGUACUCAAUGCACAUAAAGAGAAUCCGCUUCUCCCAUUGCUCCUGCGGGAAUGCCGCACCUUGCCAUCUGCACGAAAUGAACUUCGCUGGCUAAGGGAAAAAGCUAUCGGUAUUGCCGCGAAAAGGGGAAGACUUAGAAGGUCAACCACCUUAUUUGGCUGGAGAAGCACCCUGAGGUCGAUGUGCCGGGAGCGAUCAAAGGGACUGCCACUUCAAUACAUUCUGGGGGACCAGCCAUUUGGAGAUCUCGAGAUACUUUGCGAGAGAGGGGUGCUGAUUCCCAGACCAGAAACCGAGUCCUUGACAUUUCAUGCUGCCACUGUGAUUCUGCGAGAAUUCGGUGGCUGCAGAAAUCUAGAUGGGUCAAUCACUGCAUCCUCUCUCCGAAUACUAGAUCUUUGCUCCGGCACCGGCUGCAUAUCGCUUCUCCUGCAUGCUCUCCUUUCGCGUUACUAUGAUCGGGUAUCCGUCCUGGGCGUAGAUAUCAGCAGCAGAGCUGUUGAUUUGGCCAGGAGAAAUCUUCACUACAAUGCUAGAUUGGAGCAUUUGUCUGGUCGCGCUCUUCAAGAAGUGCAGUUCCUCCAGGGUGAUGUACUUCGCUGCAAAGAACAUGAGCACUCAGACAUUUACCAGAUCCUACGGGAGUACUCUCAUUCGCAGACCAUCACACUUGGCGGGGAUGAGAAUCUUCGAUGGGAUGUGUUGGUUUCAAACCCACCUUAUAUAUCAGCUGAGUCAUUUCGAAAUGGGACUACAGCGCCCCACUAUUGCGUUAGUCCCCCUCAUUGGAUGCAUACGUCUAUGUUUGGACUGCAUGAGGAGGAUUUGUUCUACCAGAGAUUAAUUCUGCUAUCAUUUGAUCUUCAAGUAGGAUUGACUGUGCUGGAGUGCGGCGAUCGACUGCAGGCGGAACGAGUAAAAUCUGCUUGCAGUGAAAUUGCAGCUAACCGCAGAGCAGCAGAUACGUUAUCCAUAUGGGUGUGGCCUCUGGACACUGGGGUUGCAGCAGACUCGCCCUCUUCAGAUCAAGAUCCAUGUGCUGUUUUCUUAUAUAGACGGCCUAAGCUUUAAGACUCUCGCAUUAUACUGGGCGCUUCUACAGAGUAAACCCGUCCUACUAAUUUUAAUAGUCGGCCACGCCAGUGACCCCAGUGGGAUGUGGAAACUUGUGUCCACAUAUAGACCUAAUCUUGAUACAGAGUUACAGGUGCAAAGGUCCUAUACUCCCAGUAAUUAAUCUAACACUCUAGGGCGUGCUGGAGAUGGUGG
Messenger RNA from Aspergillus novofumigatus IBT 16806, 1299 nucleotides. RefSeq names its product S-adenosyl-L-methionine-dependent methyltransferase. The record is from RefSeq and is a predicted model, not a curated record. Gene Ontology annotation, cellular component: mitochondrion. Lineage: Eukaryota; Fungi; Ascomycota; Eurotiomycetes; Eurotiales; Aspergillaceae. Bases 7 to 1101 code for a protein of 364 amino acids. The transcript is spliced from 3 exons. Gene Ontology annotation, molecular function: nucleic acid binding; methyltransferase activity. Gene Ontology annotation, biological process: methylation.